Messenger RNA from Vicia faba (fava bean), 300 nucleotides. NCBI's taxonomy places the organism in Eukaryota, Viridiplantae, Streptophyta, Magnoliopsida, Fabales, Fabaceae. The record is from the annotation of a GenBank genome assembly.
AUGCAACAAGGUGGAGCCAGGGUUUUAAAAAAUGGUUUGCCAUGCGAAACAGCUGUGACAAAAUGGUUCGGAAAAUGCCGAUACCGAUACCGUUUUCACAAUUUUAUAUGUUAUACAUUAUGGUUAUGGUUAAUUCACCCUGAGACAACCGCAAUCAGAGUCGCGACACCGAUACCAACCGAAAUCGCGAAAGCCUUAACGCGACCACAACCAUUUUUUAAAACCAUGUGUGGAGCUAGAAAUGAUAUUAAGGAUGUUAUCUUGGUCAGUAGAGUUAGAAUUGGAGUAGGUCCAUAUUGA